GGACGAAUAUGCUCCCUACCAGAAGUUUUCCACACCCAGGACUUGAACGCGACACUUCUGAUUAAUGAUAAAUUAAAUUUUAUCCAUCCCGCCACAAUCUUCGAUGAUCAUGCAUACGAAAAUCAAGCGUGAUGUGCUUUUGAUAUUGGAAUUAUAUCACUGAUAGCUAGACCUAUUUUCAUUCAUUUUUGAAAAAGUUUAGGGGGUUGUAGGCCAAGAAGACAACAACUUUGCUUCCGCAAUCAAAUACAUUACCCCAUGCGUUUGUCCCAAUCUUAGGGGAUAAAAAAAAGUUAAUUUUUUCUUUAUAAAGUUGUUGUCUAAAGAUCCCAACUUUUUGUCAUUUCUGUCCUUAAAUAUUAAAGCUCUCAACUUUAUGGACCUUCCUCUUAAUCAUUUUGUUGCUUCUACAUAUUUUCAUUUCACAUACUAUCUAUGUGUGGUCUUGAGUCGGGUUCUAUCGGAAACAACCUCUCUACUUCACCUGAGGUAGUGGUAUGGUCUGCGAUCAGGAGGUCACAUGUUUAAACAGUCGAAACCACCUCUUGUGGAAAUGCAGGAUAAAACUCCGUACAAUAAGCUGGUUCGAUUCUUCCCUGAACUCCGUGCCUAGUGGAAGCUUUAUUGCACCAAAUUGUCUUUAUUUGUGUAAUUAGAAAAAUACAAUAUCACUAGCUUGCACCAAAAAUGAUAUGGAUACCUAAAUGGUAAGAACAUGCAUGAGAAAUGAAUCUAGAUUUAGAAAAAAGAAAGUUUACAAGGCGUAAAUAAUGGAUCUAGAUUGUAUGAAAAUGAUAUGAAUUUCCAAAAUGAAAAAAAAAAAAGAACAUGGAAAACUAAUCCAUUUUGAAAUAUUGCCAGUACAGUAAAAUUAAAAUGUGUUGGUAAACUAUUGAAUGAUUAAUAGUGCAUGAUGAGAAAGUAUUACCUCAAGGUUAUGGCCUAUAAAAAAGUAAAAGAUUCUUUUCUUAUUUGCUCUAUAACUUUCACAUGGUUACAUAACCACCAUAUUGAACUUUUUAUGCCUUGAUAAUAAUAAGUCUAUAUAUUCAUCAACACUCAAUUAAACGUAUUGCAAAAGCAAAAGUGAAAGAAGCAAAAAAUAAUACAAGGCUUUGAAUGAUCAUUACAAAAUGUAUUGGUAUGAAGUCAAUAAAGGACAACUCGGCGCACUAAAACUCCGGCUAUUUCACAACUUGAAUCCAUGACGUCUUGAUCGCAUGACAACAACUUGGUUUGAAGUCCAAUAUGACCAAGAAAGAAAGAAAACAAAAAAAGACUAAUAUUAUGGAAAUCAAAUGAGUUAUGGAUUGCCUAAAAAGAAUAAGAAGCAUCAAUAGGAAGACUUAUGGUAUUGUUGUCCAAAGUCAUUAACUUUUAAAGUGGGGUUACCAUCAUGCAAGGCACUACUAGAUAGCAAAAACUCCACAUUGUGUUUGGUGUUUGCAUAUUCUUCUUUUCUUGUACAAUCUUGUCUUGGUGACCUAAUCUUGUUUGUUGAAGAUCCCUAUUCAUUUCUUUAUUUACCAAACAAUUUUUUUUUUAAAAAACCUUUGUUUGUUUGUCCAAAAUUCGAUCACACUUUUGUUGGAUGUUCACAAAAAAAAAAAUAUUACUACUACUAUCAUGGUGGUUGGUGACAAAAAAGUAGUUUGUGUGGAGUUGAUACAUUUUGGAGUCUUUUGAAAGUUGGUAUGCAUCACCUUCUUCAUCAGCUGUACUUUUUUUUGUUCCUUGUGACAUUAACUCAUCCUUCAGAUAAAAAUUCCAAUUUGGUUUUUGUUUCAAUGAAUCAGCAGAGGGUAGGACAGGCAUUUCACUAUUAGAUGAAAGCUAGCACCUUUUCUUUGUUUGUUUGUUUGUUCUCUCUCUAUCCUAACUACAAGACAUGUCCUUUUCUUUACAUUAAAAUAAAGUCUUAAAAGAAUCAGAAUUUUCAUGUAAAAGAAAAGUGGCAGGAGUAAGAGUUGUUUCUUGAUAUUAUUAUGAUGUUGUUUGAUUGAGGGGUUCUGUUACUUUCUUGAAAAAUAAAGUUUUUUUCCUUUUUUUACUUGGAUGAAUUUAUUACUUUUGUUGUUUUCUGGUGGAUUUGGGACACAUCAUUAUUGCAUGUGUACUAGGUGUCAGGUCAUUGGAAAUUUGUCAUAUGAAAAUAUGGAGGCUUUAUGAGGUUAAAGAUUGGAUCUUUUUCAGUUGUAAUGGUCAUUCUUGAAAUGAGUUAUUGAUGAAGGAAGGCAGUUUGAUGAGGGUUUUGUUCUGCAAAAUCCAUUGUCCAUUUAUUUGUUUCUGUAAACCCUCUGCUGCUCAUCUUUAUACACCAGGUCCAUUGAAAUUGGAAAGUACCCCACAUGUUCCUGCUGGUGCCUCUAAUCAACAAUCUGAGGUUAGUAUAGAUGCAUCAAAUGGUCUUAAAAGCUGUAUUAGGAAAGGUCCUGAUGCUGCUUCAAAUGAUAUUACUGACAAGAAGAGAGUUCAAUGGAUGGAUAACAUAGGGAAAGAACUUGUUGACAUCAAGGAGUUUGAAUCCAGUGAAACGGGAGAUACUGACACAGAAGAGGAGACAAAACAUUGUCUAUGCAUUAUCCUUUGAUGCUACUUAACCAGCUUCUUCCUGCAACUACUUCCAAGUAGCUGCAGUUUUACGUAAUAGAAGAACAAUGAAGAAUUGACUUCAUGUGCACUAGAACAUUGUUCACGAUUGGAAAAGCUACAGGUGCCAAAGUCACUCAUUUAAGCAUGCUUCCAUCAGCAUUGCUAUUCUUUUUCAUUUGCAUCGAGAUUCUCAUCCAUCCGCGCUUUAGUAGAAGUGGAGUUGAUGCAUUCAUUUCAAUGCCAGACUCCUCAUUUGAUUAUCUGGGAGUGAAGGUUAUUCAUGUCUCUCUUUCCUGCCAUUGCGGAUUGUGGUCACUUCAAGAUUUCUUAUGUGAGAAUUCAGGUCAACUGACAAUUGCUCCCUGUUGUAAAAGUGUGAAGCCAAAUUGAUGUUUAUUCUUGCUUGAUUCGUCUGAGUAAUAAAACUACACGCAAGUUCACUGUCUUC
This is a messenger RNA of Capsicum annuum, 3040 nucleotides long. RefSeq lists its product as uncharacterized. Lineage: Eukaryota; Viridiplantae; Streptophyta; Magnoliopsida; Solanales; Solanaceae. The coding region runs from base 2225 to 2590 and encodes 121 amino acids. The record is from RefSeq and is a predicted model, not a curated record. The transcript has 2 exons.